GAUCCAAUCCAAUCCAACCACCCUGUUGAUUCGGUGGUCAUGUCGCGUCAAGUCGCUUGUCGCCGGUCGUCUCUAACUCCGCUCACCCACCAAGUGCAACAUGACUGAAGUGAAAUUAAAUGGAAAGCCGAGAGUACCAGUGACUCCGCGAGCCUAUGAUGCGAUCCAGAACGUUGACGUGGAUAACUUAGCCGCGCUCCCGGAAUGGGAGCUGCGUCCGCUGUUGCCAUGCUUGGUUCGCAUGGCGCUCUGCUCGCCUCUCGAUCAACGCCGGGACUGGGCCCAGAAGAAGAAAACGGUGCUCAAAAUACUCUCGGGCAUCGAACUGGUCAACUCGCUCGUCGCCCUUCUGUCCAUAGACUUCCACGCGCUCGAGCUGGACGUGAAGAAGGAGCAGCAACUACGGCUGAAGCUUGGUGCACACUCUGGAGAUAGCAUCCUGAUUUCUUCGCUACAAAACUCCUUGGCACUAGAAUUUGAGAGAAGUGAUGCAGCCAGGAAGCUACGCCUGGUCCUCAGUGAAUUGCUUGCCUUCAUUGCUCAAGUUAAGGACAGCAGAAGUGAUCCCGGAACAAAGUCUUCGGACCUCUUCGACAACGACGUCUACCUGGACGAGGUCUCUGAUGUUAUGUGCAUAGCACACGCAGAGCUUCCGGGCAUCCUCCACAUACAAGACAUAGCAGAGACGCUGAUCCACUUGAAGAACGGGCCAAACCUCCUGUGUCGGCUCAUAGCCAAUGCACCGGACAGCUUCUCCGAAGUGUGCCUGGCCCUGAUCUCCAACGGAGACCGGCAGGAUGAGGACACAGUGGGCGGCUGCAUCAGGAUGCAGGCCCUGCACCUGCUCUGCCAGAUGAACCCGGCCCAAGCCUUGAUCGUGCGAGCCAAGGCCGUGGAGCUCUGCCGCAUGCCGGGGCUGGCGGUGCUGCUGACACUGGACCACUGCGAGCCGGACUCGGACUCCGAGCUGGCGGGGGAUUUGGUGGCCUUCGUGAGCGGCCUGCUGCUGGGCAGCGACGACAAAGUGCGCACCUGGUUCGCUCAGUACGUCCGCAGCUGCCAGAAGAAGGGGGAGACGGGCAAGGGCAGCACCCUGGAGGCUCUGCGGGGGGAGCUGCUGUCCCGGCUCCAGCGCCUGGUGCUCUUCAGCAUGGAGCAACAGGACCUGCCGGACUGCCGGGUGGUCCAGGCAAACUCCCUGCUGCGCCUUUUCUGCGCCCUCCGCGGCAUUGCGGGCCUCAAGUUCACAGAGGACGAGGUGGCGGUGCUGGUGCAGCUGGCGACCUCCCACCCCCCUCCGAGCGCGGCGGGCAUCCGCUUCGUCUCCCUGGGGCUGUGCAUGCUUCUGGCCUGCCCCUCCCUGGUGUCCAGCCAGGAGCAUGAGAAGCAGGCCACCCGCUGGAUACGUUGGCUCAUGCGGGAGGAGAGCUACUUCGGCAGGACGAGUGGCGUGAACGCCUCAUUUGGGGAGAUGCUGCUGCUGAUUGCGAUCCACUUCCACGGCAACCAGCUGAGCCCGAUUGCGGACCUGGUCUGCUCCACCCUGGGCAUGAAGAUCCCCAUCCGGCCCAACAGCCUGGCCAAAAUGAAGGCAGUCUUCACCCAGGAGCUCUUCACCGACCAGGUGGUGACGGCCCACGCGGUGAAGGUGGCGGUGACACCCAACCUUAACGCCAACACGGCAGGCUUCCUGCCCGUACACUGCAUCUACCAGCUCCUCAAGAGCAGGGCCUUCACCAAGCACCGGGUGCGCAUCAAGGAGUGGGUGCUGAAGCAGCUGUGCGCCAGCGUGCCUCCGCUGCACCCGAUCCUGCCUGCCCUGGUGGAGGUGUACGUCAACUCGGUGAUCGUGCCCAGCUGCAAGGGCUCCCAGGAGACGACCAACGAGCCCCUGUCCGAGGAGGAGAUCGCCUCCGUCUUCGGUCAGGUGCUGCAGGACGGGGCCGCCAACGGCACUCAAGGCAAGCAUGCUGCCGGGACCGGCUGCGUGACUUCACGGGACGACACCAGCGGCCUGAUGGUCCCCCAGCUUCUGCUACUCUAUUACCUCUUGCUGUACGAAGACACCCGACUCAACAACAUGAAGGCCAUCGUGACCUCGGGGCGCAAAGUGAAGCGGUACGGGGCGGACUUCCUGUCGCAGCUGCCCAUGCGGUACCUGGUGACAACGGCCCAGCGGGACGAGCGCUACGCGGGGCUGUUCCCGCCGCUGCUGCGCCUGCUGGCCUCCCACCACCCGCACCUGUGCAUGGUGGACGACUGGCUCAGGGGGGAAGGCGGGGCCGUCACCUCCCUGCCCCAGAGGCGCUUUGGGCCCCGGGUGGGCCCCCGGGCACCCUGCAGCGUGCAGGGCCUGUCCCAGGCGUUCUGCAGCCUGCGCAAGUGCCCCAUCGACCUGAUGUCCCAGCUGGACCGGCUGAACACUCUGCCCCUGCACCAGCUGUGGCCCUAUGCCCAGCCCCUGAUCUCCCACCUGCCCCUGCUGCUCCAGGAGGGCAGUCCCAGACAGGUGAUGGAGCGUGCCAAGCAGGUGUGGUGGCGCCUGAACGAGGUGUUCCCCCGCCGCCUGUGGGUGCUGACGGCCAACGCCCUGCGGCUGCCUUGCCACAGCCGCCUCCGCCCCCUCACCCUCGACGACCUGGUGCUGGACCCCCUGCACGCCCUGCGCUGCGACAAGCGCGUCUUCAGGUGUGCCCCCGUUCUGGAGCUGGUGCUGCACAUGCUGCGCGCCCUGCUGGCAGCCUCGCGCACCCACCUAAGCCACCACCAGCUGGAGCACCCUGUGGCCGGGGAGAAGGGCUCGGCCGCGGAGGCUGACAAGGACCGGGAGGACCUCCGACUCGCCCUGGUGGCCGCCCAGGAGAGCGCUGCCGUGCAGAUCCUGCUCGAGUGUUGCCUGCCCACUGAGGCCGAAAAGAUGAAGGACGACGGCUUCUUGACGGACCUGCGCGAGGUCCAGACGCUGGUCUGCACCCACCUCCACCAGGUGUUCAUCUCGGACCCCAACCUGGUCAGGCUGGUCCACUUCCAGGGUUACCCGAGCGAGCUCCUCCCAGUGUCCGUGUCCCUGAUUCCCUCGAUGCACAUCUGCCUGGACUUCAUUCCCGAGCUGCUGAGCCAGCCGCACCUGGAGAAGCAGGUGUUUGCCAUUGAGCUGGCAUCUUACUUGUGCCUGCAGUACUCCAUUGCAAAAUCCCUCAGCAUUGCCCGCCUCUGCGUGAACGUCACCCACACUCUGCUGGGAGUGCUGCCCAGCUACCAGCGUCCGCUGCUGUUCCUGCCUGCACUGCCCGCCCUGGUGCGCAUGUGCCGCGCAUUCCCUCCUCUUGCCGAAGACGUUGCCGUGCUCCUGCUGCAGCUGGGACGCGUCUGCCUCUCCCAGGAGUGCACGGCUGCACCGCCACAGCUCGGUUUCUCAGCUAACCAGCUGGAGAAAUGCACCGCCUCCAUGGACUCUCAGGGGCUUCUAGAGAGGCUUCCCACCAACAGUGCGCUGUGCCGAGCGAUCCACAAAUCCUUCGCGGACCUGUGCGACAGUGCAGUGCUCAACAGGACCAUCUAUUAGAUGCAACGGCACUGCACCCCCCUUUUUGUUUUAUUUUGUGAUUGGUACCACCAAACUCCGCUCUGAAGACUCCCGCAAGCUUGGAAGGGACAGUGCACAAGACUACCGGAGCCACCUGCCUUGUACAUAAGACAUCUCAAGGUCAUUCAUUUCAUGACACUCAUCCUCGGUUUCUUCUAAAGCAGCAUGCCAUAGCCCUUUCUAUAUUCUGUUUCACUCAUGCUUGUUUCUUUCAAAGAACUCAUUAAAAAGAAAGUGAUUCU
Messenger RNA from Ixodes scapularis (black-legged tick), 3828 nucleotides. RefSeq names its product integrator complex subunit 2 (gene IntS2). Gene Ontology annotation, biological process: snRNA 3'-end processing. Lineage: Eukaryota; Metazoa; Arthropoda; Arachnida; Ixodida; Ixodidae. The record is from RefSeq and is a predicted model, not a curated record. Gene Ontology annotation, cellular component: integrator complex. The transcript is spliced from 21 exons. The coding region runs from base 101 to 3565 and encodes 1154 amino acids.